Molecule: messenger RNA, 744 nt
Organism: Schistosoma intercalatum
Lineage: Eukaryota; Metazoa; Platyhelminthes; Trematoda; Strigeidida; Schistosomatidae
Source: the annotation of a GenBank genome assembly
AUGGUAUUGCUAUCGUCCUUUAGUUUUUCCAAGAGUUCAAAUCAUCUUUUAAGAUGUCCAUUCUCAAAGUUAAUAGUAAAUUAUAGUACGAUUAAUAAAAGUAGUCCAUUCAUUACUCGUGAUAAUUUCAAAAAACGCACGUACUUAUACUAUACAUUAUCGUUUGGUAUAUUUAUGGCUGGUGUCGGAUAUGGUACUGUUCCAUUAUAUCGAUUAUAUUGUAGUAAAGUAGGGGCUGGUACAAAUGCGAAUUUGGCAUUGGCAAAAAGUGAGAAAAUUAAAACUAUGAAACCAGUUAGAGACCGUGAAUAUACUGUACAUUUCGCUGCUGAUACACAUUCGUUAAUGAAAUGGAAUUUUAAACCAUCACAAAAGGCUUUAAGAAUCGUACCUGGGGAAACAGCACUGGCAUUUUAUACAGCUGAGAAUCCAACUGAUAAACCUAUUGUUGGCAUUGCUACUUAUUCUGUUGUACCAUUUGAAGCAUCGAAAUAUUUUCAUAAAAUACAAUGUUUCUGUUUCGAAGAGCAACGUCUUAAUCCUCACGAAAAGGUUGACCUGCCUGUAUUUUUCUUCCUUGAUCCGGAAAUUAGUUCAGAUUGGCGGUUAAAACGAUGUUCAGAAAUCGUAUUAAAUUAUACUUUCUUCGAAGCCAAAAAAGCUAAAUUUCAUAUUCCAGGAAUCACAACUCCAGAAUAUAAUGAUACACAAAAGUCGGAAGUACUACCUGGGGUAGCUAGUUAG